AUGCUGUUGCAUAAAAGCGAAAGAAAAAACACAUUUUUAUCAUCCUACAUGUUCGGAAAGUAUUUUAGAAACUCACAAAGCAUUCAAACAUUUGACAUUUACGCUUUUGAAUUUUCAAUAUCUUCUAUAAGUGUAUCUAAAUACUUGAUAGAAAUUUUUGUGGAGGUGGCCAGUAAAAAUAAAGACUUAAACACGAAAUUAAUGAAUGUUUUAAAAGAGAAAGUGAGUUGA
Messenger RNA from Clunio marinus, 231 nucleotides. The record is from the annotation of a GenBank genome assembly. NCBI's taxonomy places the organism in Eukaryota, Metazoa, Arthropoda, Insecta, Diptera, Chironomidae.